AUGAACCCAACAUCUCAUUUUGACGUAUUUCUUUGGUGCUGUCUAUGUCUAUGUUUUGAAUUCAUGGUUUGCCGUCAAGAUGCAACAAUACUUCAAAGAUCUGCAAACAAUAAUCAGCAUGCAUGCCACUCAUUGAAGCAGUCUCUCUCGCAAGACUUAACUAAAUGGUUCUAUGACGCUGACGAUUUUAAUUUCGUCAUUGAAGUGGGUCAAGAUUCUUUUCUGAAAUCCUUCCAAGCGCAUUCAACCAUCCUUCGUGCUAGAUCUCCUUAUUUUCGAUCUGCUAUUUCCAAGAAAUCGCCAUCGAUCGACGCUGAUUCUACUGUUUAUAAGUUACCGAAUCUCGAGCCUAAAGCAUUUUCUGUUGCUCUUAAGUAA
Scutellospora calospora is the source of this 378-nucleotide messenger RNA. The record is from the annotation of a GenBank genome assembly. NCBI's taxonomy places the organism in Eukaryota, Fungi, Glomeromycota, Glomeromycetes, Diversisporales, Gigasporaceae.